Molecule: messenger RNA, 773 nt
Organism: Lactuca sativa (garden lettuce)
Lineage: Eukaryota; Viridiplantae; Streptophyta; Magnoliopsida; Asterales; Asteraceae
Source: RefSeq, a predicted model, not a curated record
AUGAAGAUAGACUUUGAGAGCUUUUUCAAAUCAGAUUUAUUUGUUGCCGGAACCGAUACAACCUCAACCACGUUGGAAUGGGCGAUGGCUGAGCUGAUUCGUAACCCACAUAAAAUGGAAAAGGCUCAAUCAGAGCUCACUAAAUUCAUGCAAAACAACAACAAAAAUAUACACGAACAUGAUAUAUCUAAACUCCCUUAUCUACAAGCUAUUAUAAAAGAAACUCUCCGGCUACAUCCUCCGGCCCCACUUCUUCUCCCUCACCGAGCCAUGCUUGACCUAGAAAUCCAAGGUUUCAUUGUACCUAAAAAUGCACAAAUCCUUUGUAAUGUUUGGGCGAUGGGCCGAGACCCGAGUAUUUGGUCAGACCCAGAGACGUUCAUACCUGAGAGGUUUUUCGAAGUCAAGAUCGACUAUAAAGGACAUGAUUUCAUGCUUAUUCCAUUUGGUGCAGGGAGGAGGAUUUGUCCGGGACUGAAUUCUGCUCAUAGAAUGUUACACAUAGUCUUAGGCUCUUUGAUUCAGAAGUUUGACUGGAAGCUAGAAGGAAAUAUAAGAGCACGAGAUAUGGAUAUGGGAGACAAGUUUGGAAUCUCGUUGUCGAAAAAGGUACCACUCAUGGCCAUUCCGAUCAAAUUUUGAAUGUGUUAUCCAUCAUCUUGCUAUUGGAAGGAUAAAUGUUGUAAUUAAUUAAAGUUCUUAGCUUUAAUAUUUAAACUCUCUUUUACUUGAUUUUAGAUUUCAAACGAAGCUAUUGUACGUAUCAGUAAUGU